This is a messenger RNA of Aspergillus chevalieri, 1845 nucleotides long. Its product is annotated as MFS transporter. Gene Ontology annotation, cellular component: membrane. The transcript has 10 exons. Gene Ontology annotation, biological process: transmembrane transport. The coding region runs from base 1 to 1845 and encodes 614 amino acids. The record is from RefSeq and is a predicted model, not a curated record. Gene Ontology annotation, molecular function: transmembrane transporter activity. NCBI's taxonomy places the organism in Eukaryota, Fungi, Ascomycota, Eurotiomycetes, Eurotiales, Aspergillaceae.
AUGACAAGCAUACAGGGGACUAAAGAGUCCUCCUCUACGCCUGAGCGCAAUAGUACCAACAAUCACGACAACAGGGAAACAAAUCCCGAACCCGAUACGGAUACACUUUCCCCAAGCUCGCACCCGCAACGGCGCCAAGACAGCAGCAGCGACACUCCAAUUCCAGAACGGGAAAAAGAUUCAAGCGAAGACACGACCAUCAACGCGACGAAAGAAUCCUCAUUCACGGAAAAGGAAAAUGAAAAGGACGGCGACGGCGAAGACGAGGGUACCACGUUUGCGCCCAUCAAAAGCAGCGACGAGAACCGUCUGCAGGCCAGUAGGUCUAUUGAGCGCAGUUGGUCGCUGAAUGAUGGGUAUAGCGUGCAUACGGGUGAUGAGCAGUCUGGGGAGAAAAUCGAUGAGGAAGCUGGGGUUACUGGGGGUGGAGAGGUGCCGGAGUUUGUGGUGGGCUGGGAUGAGAAUGAUCCGAUGAAUCCAAGGAAUAUGAACACGGGGAGACGGUGGUUGAUUGUGAUUAUUUGUUCGCUGGGGUCGCUUUGCGUGACUUGUACGUCGUCGAUGUACACUGUGACUUAUGAUCAGAUUAUGCAAGAGUUCGACUCGUCGCAUAUCGUGGUGACGCUGGGAUUGUCUUUCUUUAUCUGGGGUCUUGCGGUUGGGCCUCUUUUCUUGGGCCCUUUGUCGGAGUUCUAUGGCCGAAGAUAUAUCUAUAUCAUUUCCUUCACUUUCUUCCUGAUCUGGGUGAUCCCUUGUGCAGUGGCGCAGAACAUUCAAACCAUGAUAAUCUGUCGUUUCUUCAAUGGUAUCGCCGGUAGUGCAUUUCUCAGUGUCGCCGGUGGUACCGUUGGUGAUCUAUUCAAUCGUCACGAACUCAGUGCUCCCAUGAUGGUUUACACCAGUUCGCCGUUUAUUGGUCCUGAGGUUGGCCCUUUGGUUGGAGGAUUCAUCAAUGAAUAUACGACAUGGCGCUGGACUUUCUAUGUCCUUUUGAUCUGGUCAGGUUUCAUGCUGAUUUCCAUCAUCGUAUUUGUCCCGGAGACUUACCAUCCUGUGCUCCUAAGACGCAAGGCCCAGAAACUCCGCAAAGAAACCGGAGACGACCGAUGGCAUGCUCCCAUCGAGAAAUUGAAGCGUUCAGUAGCACAGACAGUCCUGCGAUCCUGCUACCGGCCUAUUCUUCUCCUCGUCCUUGAGCCUAUGUGCCUGAAUCUCUGCAUCUUCUCCGGCAUCCUGCUAGGUAUCUUGUACCUAUUCUUUGGAGCGUUCCAGUUGGUUUUUGGCAACGUGUAUGGCUUUUCGUUAUGGCAGCGUGGACUCUGUUUCCUUGGUCUUUUUGUGGGAAUGGUGUUUGCCAUUCUGUCGGAUCCGCUUUGGCGUCGGCUUUAUGCUCGUUUAGAAAAGCAUCAUGAGAAUGCUGUUAAAAAGGUGGAUGAUUUCCAACCUGAGUGGCGGCUUCCUCCAGCGAUUGCUGGUGGUCCUCUUGUCACCAUUGGCUUGUUCAUGUUCGCAUGGACAAUCUAUCCUUCUGUUCACUGGAUUGUCCCAAUUAUCGGCAGUGCGUUCUUCGGAGCGGGAACCAUCCUUGUGUACUCGGGCGUCUUCACGUUCCUGGUCGACGCAUAUCCAACCUAUGCCGCGAGUGCGCUGGCAGCGAACGGAUUUACUCGGUCGACUUUUGCCGGAGUGUUUCCUCUAUUCGGGACACAGAUGUAUAACAACCUAAAUUAUCACUGGGCGACGUCUUUGCUGGCGUUUUUGACGCUUCUUAUGACUCCGUUUCCCUUCUUAUUUUUCCGAUAUGGCGCUCGCAUUCGGAAGAAGAGCCGAUUCGCUACACGGUGA